This is a messenger RNA of Aspergillus sclerotioniger CBS 115572, 879 nucleotides long. RefSeq names its product NAD(P)-binding protein. The transcript has 4 exons. Gene Ontology annotation, cellular component: cytoplasm. Lineage: Eukaryota; Fungi; Ascomycota; Eurotiomycetes; Eurotiales; Aspergillaceae. Gene Ontology annotation, molecular function: oxidoreductase activity, acting on the CH-OH group of donors, NAD or NADP as acceptor. Bases 1 to 879 code for a protein of 292 amino acids. The record is from RefSeq and is a predicted model, not a curated record.
AUGUUUGGUGACUUUCCUGUUGACAACAAAAUUGUCCUAGUGACUGGCGGAGGAUCCGGGAUCGGUCUCCAGCUCAUCCGCUUGGCCUCCGCCAAAGGCGCCAAAAUCAUCAUUGCCGAUCUGCAACUCACCCCUGAGGCCCAACAUCUCGUCGACACCACCGAAACCGUCAUCUACCAGCGCUGCGACGUGCGCAAUUGGGACGACCUUCAUGCCCUGAUUCAAGUCUCGCGCGACAAAUGGAACGAUGUCCCGGAUGUGUAUAUCGCAUCGGCAGGGAUCUUUGAACCCAAAUCAGCCAGCUUCUGGGAAGACACCGAGUCAACCCGCUAUGCUACCGUCGACAUCAACGUCAACCACCCCAUCAAAUUCACCCGUCUAGCCAUCCGAGCUCUUCUCGAAGAAAACAAAAAAGGCGUCGUAUGUCUAGUAUCUUCCAUUUCCGGAAUCGGCUCCUCCUACUCCAGUCCGUUGUACUGCGCCAGCAAGCAUGCUCUCUGGGGUUUUGUCAAGUCGAUGGCCCCUCUAGCUGCAUUGGAGGGCGUGAAAGUCACCUCCAUUUGUCCUGGCCUGGUCCCCACACCCCUAUGGGACACUGUCCCCGAAUUCCGUCAACAAUACUCCGUCGAGAAUUUCGACCACAUCUCCGCAGAAGAAGUAGCAGAGUGCAUGCUCUCCCUCAUCGAAGAGGGUAAAUACCCUGGCGGCGCGGUAGUCGAAAUUACUACUCCUGGGCCAAAUGGGCGACGCGUGAUUCCUCCGUGGAACGUCUCCCCGACGAAAAUGUAUAGCGCCCGGUUGCUCUCGGACGAAAUAGCGAGGAACCUAGUUGCGCCGGUUCAGGCGGUGUUGAAAAGGGAGAGGAAGAUGAAGCUGUAG